ACUUCCGCUUCCGGGAAGGGCGGGUGGCAGGGGCGACGUGUCGGAGCGGAGCGGGAACCGGCGCCUGGGCGACAUGGAGCUGGAGGCGAUGAGCAGAUACACCAGCCCGGUGAACCCGGCCGUGUUCCCUCACCUCACCGUGGUGCUCUUGGCCAUCGGCAUGUUCUUCACCGCCUGGUUCUUCGUCUACGAGGUGACUUCGACCAAGUACACAAGAGACAUCUACAAGGAGCUGCUGAUCUCGUUGGUGGCCUCACUCUUCAUGGGCUUUGGUGUCCUUUUCCUGCUGCUGUGGGUUGGUAUCUACGUCUGAAGCACCACUACCACCUCCUCAAUCCCAGUGGCUGGAAGCUCCUGGAGUUCUUCACACUCUGCAAGGGGUCAGGGGUGGGGGUGGGGGCUGUCCUGUGACUUCAGUAGCAGCAGAGCUUUGCCCUGGGGAAUGCUCUCACUGAGCUCCUCCAUCUCUAGGCCAGUUCUAGAUGGGAGGCCUCACACAGAAGCUCUUUUUUCUAUUCCUUUUAUACUUCAACCCCAAAGCCCUUCCCAGGUGUGGGCUGUGCUCAGCCAAGGGACUUCUGCCAGCACCAAACCCUGAAUAAAAGUGGCUCUGUCCCCU
Dryobates pubescens (Downy woodpecker) is the source of this 619-nucleotide messenger RNA. RefSeq names its product transmembrane protein 258 (gene TMEM258). The transcript is spliced from 3 exons. Gene Ontology annotation, biological process: protein N-linked glycosylation. The record is from RefSeq and is a predicted model, not a curated record. Bases 74 to 313 code for a protein of 79 amino acids. Lineage: Eukaryota; Metazoa; Chordata; Aves; Piciformes; Picidae. Gene Ontology annotation, cellular component: membrane-bounded organelle.